Messenger RNA from Penicillium pulvis, 540 nucleotides. RefSeq lists its product as uncharacterized. Lineage: Eukaryota; Fungi; Ascomycota; Eurotiomycetes; Eurotiales; Aspergillaceae. The coding region runs from base 1 to 540 and encodes 179 amino acids. The transcript has 2 exons. The record is from RefSeq and is a predicted model, not a curated record.
AUGGCCCUUUUCUCUUCCAAGUCCACCUGCUCAGUGAUCAUCGCCAUAUCUAUUAUAUCUUUGGCCUCCAUUUGCGUCUACCGCAUCCAGAAGACGGCAACUGGGAACAUAGUCCAAUUGGCAACAAAUAUCCAAUCUCGCCAUCCUAGACUUAUACCCAGCCUUGAAGACUACCAGGAUGACAUCUUCCACCUACAGGGCGUGGAAAACCCCAGCAAGUUGGCAACUCCUGCUUCUACCCCCACACCUUUCACUCAGACCAUAACUGAGCAGAACAACAUCAAAGCAACAUGGUCCCCAGUGAUUGGUGUAGCCGAGCUUACAAAAACCUCGUCUGCAAUACAUACCACCAAACCCCGUCAUAAAGAAUCUGAGAUGCUUGCAUCCACUCAGGUCAGAUCUGGGUGGGUUACAAGGAAAAAGCUCCAAGCCUCCGACUUGCCUUUGAUUCCCGGUAAUAUUCCCAAUGGAUUUGACCAUCCAUUCCACAACAUGAUCGAUAGCUUUGACGAAAAGGGACUCAAUGAUGAAGCCGAGUAA